AUGCAGUUCCUAAUGGACUGUGGUGUCCAUCCUGCUCAUACAGGCGUCUCUUCGUUACCAUUUCUCGAUUUGGUGAAUUUGGAAGAAAUAGACGCUGUCUUCAUCACACACUUUCACUUGGACCACGCUGCUGCAUUGCCCUUUCUGACGGAGAAGACGAAUUUCAGAGGGAAAGUGUUCAUGACUCACCCAACCAAGGCAAUUUUGAGAUGGCUUCUCAACGACUACAUAAGAAUUAUAAACUCAAAUUCAGAUGAGGAUUUCUACACAGAAAAGGAUCUAGAGAACUGCUAUAACAAAAUAACACCAAUCGAUUACCAUCAGGUCAUAGAGGUGUUAGAAGGAGUGAAAAUGACUGCGUUCAAUGCAGGUCACGUUUUAGGGGCAGCAAUGUUUAUGCUUGAAAUAGAACAAACAAAAUUGCUGUACACUGGUGAUUUCAGCAAAGAAGAUGACAGGCACCUGAAAAGUGCGGAGUCACCAGGAUGCAAGAUGGACAUUCUGGUGACUGAAAGCACCUACGGAACACAGUGUCACCUUCCCAGGGUGGAAAGAGAGGCGCGAUUCAUCAAAGUGGUCACGGAUGUGGUAGAAAGAGGCGGAAAGUGUCUCCUGCCUGUUUUUGCACUAGGAAGAGCACAGGAGCUGCUGCUGAUCCUGGACGAGCACUGGGAAGAGCAUCCUCGCCUGAAAAAGAUCCCAAUUUUCUAUGCUUCUGCAUUGGCUAAAAAGUGUAUGGGAAUCUAUCAAACUUACAUAAACAUGAUGAAUGAAAGAAUGCAGAGACUCAGCCUGACCAGAAAUCCAUUUGAAUUCAAGAACGUAGAGAACAUCAAGGACGCCAGGGCUGUCCGAGACGGUGGAUCGUGUGUCAUAAUGGCAUCUCCUGGAAUGCUGCAGUCUGGAGUCAGUCGCGACCUCUUUGAAAGGUGGUGUGGUGACUCAAAGAAUGGUGUCAUAAUCGCAGGAUACUCCGUAGAUGGCACACUCGCCAAGGAGAUUCUGAAAGAGCCAAAGGAAAUCGAAUCACAGCGUGGACAGAUGCUCAAGCUCAACAUGACAGUCGAAUACAUCUCAUUCAGUGCCCACGUCGACUACACCCAGAAUGCUGAAUUCAUCUACGACUGUAUGCCAAAUCACCUGUUUUUCGUACAUGGAGAGGCAACUGAAAUGAUGCGACUGAAGAACUCAAUUCAGGCGAAGAACGAGAAGGAUGGAAUUGAAAUGGAGUUGUAUACGCUCAGAAAUGGAGAAGAGGCAGGUGUUCCAGUUCUGGUCAGAAAUGAUUGUAGGGUUCAUACAGCCAAAACUGAAUUCGAUGGAUUGAUAGUCAAAACUGGUAAAGAUGUGGAUGUUUACGAGUUGGAUGAUGCAAUUGGAAACGAGUUCAUGGCGGUCACUCUCACACAGAGGCAGAAGAUACCAUUUAAUUCGACAUUUGAUUUGGUACGAAGCAUAUUGAUCAAUGAUUUUGACGCAGUCGAAGAGAAUGGGAAGUUUCAGAUUGAAAAUGUUCUGGUUUUCAGUGACAAGGAUGAGGUUGUCAUAGAAUGGGAAAAUGACUACUGCAGUGAUAUCGUGGCAAUGGCACUCUUCAAGGCAUUGGACGACUUAGGAGACACCUCAAAGAGCAUUCGCCUUCUUAAAAUGCAAGAGAAAGAGGCACUAAUCAAUGCAUUGAAAGGAUACUUCGUAGACGUGAAAGAGAAGAACAAGAAGAUCAUAGUGGAUGGGAUUGUGGAAAUCAAGAACGGAAUAGCGAGUGGAAAGGAGGCAGAGAAGGUGGAACAAGUCCAAGGAAUCUGCAACAAAAUUCAGGCACUUUAUCAUGCGCAUUGA
This is a messenger RNA of Enterospora canceri, 1839 nucleotides long. NCBI's taxonomy places the organism in Eukaryota, Fungi, Microsporidia, Enterocytozoonidae. The record is from the annotation of a GenBank genome assembly.